Molecule: messenger RNA, 1737 nt
Organism: Malassezia sympodialis ATCC 42132
Lineage: Eukaryota; Fungi; Basidiomycota; Malasseziomycetes; Malasseziales; Malasseziaceae
Gene: AVT1
Product: Avt1p
Biological process (GO): amino acid transmembrane transport
Cellular component (GO): vacuolar membrane
Molecular function (GO): L-amino acid transmembrane transporter activity
Source: RefSeq, a predicted model, not a curated record
AUGUCAGAGCGCGCAGGUCGUCGGAGCAAGUCACGGUCUACCGUGCGGAAUGAGCGACCCAGCUACAUGCGCGCGCCUACCCAUGAUUUUGACGAAGGUCUCAGCGAUGACAACCUCGAUUCGAGCCGGAGCCACAGUCAGAGCCCGAAGCGCAUGGAUCCGGAUGUUCCAACCGAGCCGCAGCCGAACCGCCUGAACUAUGUUGCGCAGGAUCGCGCACGCAGUCGUCCCCCCAUGAACCCGAGCCCCCAUGCCGGCCGGUCGCGGGAGCGGCAGCGAACGCCCCUGCGUGCAAGUGCUCCGCAGUUGCGUGAUCCGUACCACUUUGACGAGCGCACCCUUCUGCUGACGCUGCCCGAUACCGAAUCGGAUUACCAGGCCUCUCGAUUGCAUAAACCCACAACACCUACAAAGACCGGCUAUGUGCGCCAGAAGAGCACGUUCUGGCAGACGUGGUUCAAUGCUGUGAACGCGCUGGUGGGCGUCGGCAUCCUCUCGAUGCCUCUUGUACUCCGCCAGGCGGGAUGGCUCGGCGGCGCGCUAUUAUUUUUGCUGUGUGGAUUUGCCACGAACUACACGGGCAAGUUGAUUGCGCGCAUCUUGGCGCAUGAUCCGCAACUAAAGACCUACGUCGAUAUUGGUCGCUACGCAUUUGGACCGAGUGCCCGGUACUGGAUUGCGAUCAUGUUCUGUGCCGAGAUGAUAUUUGUAUCUAUGGCGCUAGUCAUCUUGUUGGGGGAUAGUGCAUCAGUGCUAUACUAUGGAAAGGACCAGGAACCUGACGCAUGGGCGCUUUUUGCUUUCAAGGUGAUCGGCUUUGUUGUUGUCCUGCCCACUGUGUUUCUGCCCCUGUCGUUCCUCUCGCCCAUCUCGCUGGUGGGCAUCACGAGCAUUCUAUUCACCAUUGUUGUGCUCUUUAUCGAUGGUAUUGUCAAGCGCACAACACCAGGGAGCCUUUGGGAUCCGGCUGUCACGGAGUUGGGACCCCGCUUCAAGGGCAUGGGUAUCGGUUUUGGCCUCCUGAUGUCGGGCUUUGCCUCGCACCCGAUCUUACCAUCUUUAUACCGUGACAUGCAACAUCCCGAGCAGUUCAAUCGCAUGCUAGAUCUGGCAUAUCUGGCUACAGCGGCGCUCUAUGGAACGAUGGGUGUCGUUGGGUACAUCAUGUUCGGUACGAACGUCUCAGACGAGGUGACUAGUGAUCUGGCGCGUACGCGCGGCAUGCCGCUCUUUCUUACGACUGCAUGUGUGGUCUUGAUCAUUGUGAACUCCAUGUCCAAGUUUGCGCUUGCGCUGAGGCCGGUGCAGAACUUCUUUGAAAGCGCUCUUGGUCUCUCUGUGGAUCCCAUCCCUGCCGCGGAGCCGGAGGAACAGCAGCGUCUCCUCUCACCGGGUGCUGUCCCGACACACGACACACCUUCCGUGUCACGGGUCCCCGGCUUGCAUCAUAUCUACUCGCGUUUUGGUGUGCAUGUCGCUCGUCUAGCGCUCUCUCUUACGGUCGCUAUCGCUGUCCUGUGCAUGGCCGUGGCCCUCCCGAGCCUCGAGCGUGUGAUGGGCUUCCUUGGCGCAUUUCUGACUUUCAACACGUGCAUUCUGGGACCGAUUCUCGCUGCCAUGGUCGUAUUUGCAGCAGAGCGCAAAUGUCUCUCGCAGGCUGCGGACCUCGUUCUCCUCGGCGUCACCUCGGUGCUCGCCAUUCUGGGCACGGUCUACACCCUCCACCCGUCUUUCUAG